CUUGUUCUGAAACCACGUACUAUAUCCGGUUGAUAUUAUUAAUUUUUGUGUUCGUGAGUGAAAAACAUCUGUUUGCCUGUAAAAGACAAAAUUAUUAGCUUUAUAUUGUUUUAAAAUAACUGCCAUGAUUCCAAAGUUAAUAACAACGGCUGUAGCUAGCAUUGUUUUAUUAUAUGUAUUAAACAUUUCUGGUAAACCUGUGGCACCAUCGAAACCGGUCGAAGCCAACUCGAAAGAUGAAGAAGUGGUAAAUAAUACUGGUUUAGAGUACGACAGAUAUUUACGAGAAGUUGUGUCCGUAUUAGAAGAAGAUGAUGAUUUCAGGAAAAAAUUAGAAGCAGCCAAUGUGUCGGAAAUUAAGGAUGGCAGUAUAGCUAGAAAUUUAGAAUUUGUAGGAAAUCACAUCAGAACCAAGUUAGAUGAAAUCAAGCGAAGAGAAGUCGAACGAUUACAGGAGUUAGCCAGGUUAAAAAUGAGGACAAUGAAGGGUACGCAAGUCUUGCAUAAUAUAGCCUAUCAUGGAGGAGCAAUAAAAGAUUUCAAGAUGCCCGGUCAUUUAGAUGUGAUGAACCCUCAUUCAUUUGAAAUGAAAGAUUUGGAACAUUUGAUUAAAAAGACGACAACCGAUCUGGAAGAAUUAGAUAAACAACGACGUGAAGAAUUUAAAGAAUAUGAAAUGGAGAAACAGUACGAAGAAAAAGAGAAAUUAAGUCAUUUAUCACCCGAGGAACAGAAGAAAGAACAAGCACGUUUAGAAGAAUUAAAAAAGAAACAUGGAAAACAUGAAAAAGUUAAUCACCCGGCCAGUAAAGAUCAAUUUGAGGAAGUUUGGGAAAAUCAGGAUCAUUUAGAUAAAGAAGAUUUUGAACCUAGAACAUUUUUCAACUUACAUGAUACUAAUAGUGAUGGUGUUUGGACUAUAAAUGAAGUUGAGGCUCUCUUACAAGUAGAGUUAGAUAAAGUGUACGGAGAGAAAGAUCAAGAAGAAGAUGACCCGAUUGAAAGAAGCGAAGAAAUGAAUCGAAUGAGAGAACAUAUUUUUACGGAGAUUGAUCAAGAUCGUAACUUUAUGAUUACUCAGGAAGAAUUCUUGGCGUACACCGGACCAAAGGGAGAAAAUAAACAAUUUGAAGAAAAUGAUGAAUGGAAGACGCUCGAUAACGAGGAAUUAUUCGAUGAUAAAGAAUAUCAAGAUUUUAUGAACGAGCAUCAUCGUCAACAACAACAACAACAAUUAAACGAGGAACAUGAGGGCUAUGGUUAUGAUGAUCGUGAUAGCGAACAUGAGGAUGUACAUCCAAACGUGCAGAAUAUGCAGAUUCCUCCUGGUAGUCCACAAGAUCUUCAUUUACAACAACAGCAGCAAAUAUUAGCAGCUCAGCAGCAACAACUGCAUCAGCAACAACAAGCUCAGUUUGCUCAGCAGCAAGCCCAACAACAUCUACAACAACAACAAGCCCAAUUUGCUCAGCAGCAAGCCCAACAACAAUUUGCUGCUGCCCAGCAACAACAGCUACAUCAACAGGGUCAGGGUAUACAACAGCAGGGUGUUCCAGCCCAAGGAAUGCAAGGGUCUCCAGUCCAACAACAAGGUUUACAUGGACAACAACCACCUGUUCAACAACAACAACAACAACAGGUCCCUGUUCAACAACAAGGUGUACCAGUACAACAACAACAAGGUGUACCAGUACAACAACAACAAGUCCCUGUACAACAACAACAACAGCAACAGCAAGCCCCUGUGCAACAACAGCAACAGCAGGUUCCUGUCCAGCAACAACAGCAACAGCAGGUCCCUGUCCAGCAACAACAAGUCCCUGUUCAAAAUGCUCAGCCAAAUCAAGGUCAUCCUAAUCAAGUCUAGAAACUCUUAAUCCUUAAUCAUCUACAUGGAAGAUCUGAAAACAAAAACAAUUAAAACCAAAAUGAACAAGAAAAAACAAAAUUCAAAUUGAAAGUAGUACAAAUUGAAAGUAGUACAAAUAUUUUGUGUAAUUUGGCCGAUUAGAUAUAUAUUCAUAAUGUAAACAGGGUAAGUGCCAAAUAAGUUUCUGAGACUUGGUAAAAUUUUACUCAAGUUUAAUCAGCCCUUAAUUCAUUAAAUUCAGGGUGUUUUACGUUAAACUUUGAGUAAAAAUUAAAUAUGAACACAACUUACCUAACCUUUGCUAAGGGGGCCAAGAUACCGUAAUAGUACCGGUAUUCAGUUUUCUGAAAUUUAAAUUCUUUGUCACAAUUUCCAUUUCAAAUUAUUAUAAAUGACAUAUACAUGUAUAUUGAAGGCAAAAAAUGGAUUGUUCUUUGUAUGAACUUUUCUUGUUAAAGAUGUUUGGGAAUGGUAACAAUUAAUAACCUCAAAGGGAGAUAACUGACCCUUUUCUUUCCUUGGAGUUCCAGAUGUUUUUUCUUCGUUUCUGUUUUCAAAACUCUGAUAUACUUCAAAUAUAUUUACUAUAUUUUAUUUAAUAAUGCUUGAAUUAUUUAUUUGAUGUAAUAGCAGCCCUGCCCUCGUUGUAAAGUUUAUUUAAAUCAGUUAUAAAUGUAAAUUUAGCGAUAUAGAUGCAUGAGUCUUUCAUGAAAUAUAAAUGAUUGUUUUUCAUCAUUUUUUGAUUUCACACCGUAUUCCAUUUGCAUGCAUUAUUUAGAAAUUAACUUCCAAUUUUAUCUUUGAGACGUUGUCGUGGUUUUUUUUUAAGAACUAUCGUCACAGUUUAUCAUGAGGAAUGUAUUUAUAAAGGAUUAUGUUUUUCCCCCAUUAUACUGGAUAACCAUCUCUAUAGAUAAUAAUAGUCGUGAUUAUCAAGUCAUUCAUAUUUUAUCAAGUUAAGUACAUCCAGCAAUCAUUUCCGACGAUCUCAUUUUAUUGAGAGGAAAUUUUUUUGUGUACUUAACCUCAUGUACUGAUAUAGCUACAAGCUUAGACAACAGGCACCUGUCAAAGACCUUGUCAGAAACAAAUUAUGAUAUAUUUAUUUUGCUGGCCGAAUGGUUAGAGUGUGUGGGUGUUGUAUCAUAAGGUCUGUCAUUGAUUCAACUGGUGUGGUUUCGAUUCCCCGGUUGUACAUGACAAGGAGUAGGGUAGCCUGUCCAAUCUCGUGGGUUUUCUCUGGGUGCUCCUGUUUCUUCCCACUGCUAAAGACCCCUACGCGCAAAUGACCUAGUUUGUGUCAAGUGGAAAUUAAACGAGUAGGGUAGCCUGAUCAACCUCAUGGGAUUUCUCCGGGUCCUCUGGUUUCCUUGCUCCUACUGCUCAAAACUCCUACACACAAGCAAAUUAAUGAAAUAAAAUUGAACCAUAUGUUAGUCCCAAAAUUACCUAGUUUGUGUCGAGUGGAUGUUGUACCCCCUCCCCUCUCUCUCUUUCUAUUUGGAAACAUAGUUUGGUUUCGAUUCCCCGGUUGUACGUGACAAGGAGUAGGUCAAAACCUCGUGGGUUUCCUCCGGGUCUUCUCCCACUGCUAAAGACCCCAUACGAGCAAGCGAAUUAUUGAAAUAAAAUUGAACCAUAUGUUAGUCGUGAAAUGACCUAAUUUGUGUCGAGUGGAGGUUAAACUCUCUGUCUCUCCAUGGUGCCUGUUGUCCAGGUUUGUAGCUAUUACUACUCUUUCUCCAUUGAAUUACAAGGUAAUCCUAUCCUUUUGUAUAUUUUGUUUCCUUUUGAUUCUUGUAAAAAUAUCAAAUCUUAAUGAAUUGUUGUAUUUAGUCAUUUGUCUUAGGCUUCAGUUUUAUUGUUUAAAAGUAGAUUUACCUCAGAGUUAUACAUUCUCUUUAAAACUUAUUUUACUUAAUCAUUUUCUUGGGGGAGAUGCCCUUAUAAAAAAAGGCUAAGGGCCUAAGGCUCCACUAGUUCAAGUAUUUAAGUACAGUCGACAAUUGUGCAUCGAUUUUUGUCACAUUUUCAAGAUGGUGGUGAUGACAUCAUAUUCGUUGCCUGCUCCAUAUAAUACCAUGGUGCUUGUUUUUCUAACUUUAACCUUUUUAACCGUGGAAAAUAGAUUAGUGUCAGACAUUAGGUCUUCUAUUGUGAAAUAAUAUACAAAUUCUAAUUAAUUCAUUGAAAUUAAUUUUAAUUUGUCAUUUGAAUCAAAAUUCUAGAGAAGCCAAGGGUGAUAAUCCAUAAAUCAAACAGGAGUUGUCUUUCCAUUACAAUUAAAUAAAUUUAUUUUAUAGAUAGGUAAUCUCUUUCACCACCCAGGAAUUGAACCUUAACCCUCAGUGAGUGUGUUUAACUCCUGCCAGGGUUUGAACCUUGACCAUCAGUGUGGAAGACGUAGACGUCAGAACCAUCGAGAUAAUCUGGCAAACUGCGAUCACGGUAACCAUUUUGUUAGUCAGUCUGUAAGUUUAAGAGAUCAACAUUAGAACUGAACAGAUAUAAAAUAAUAAGUGUUCAGUGUAAACAAAAGGAAUGAUAUUUCUGUAUAAGAUAUAUCAGGCAACUGUGUAAGAUACAGUGGGCCAGUCACAUGAUCUGUGUAAGAUACAGUGGGCCAGUCACAUGAUCUGUGUAAGAUACAGUGGGCCAGUCACAUGAUCUGUGUAAGAUACAGUGGGCCAGUCACAUGAUCUGUGUAAGAUACAGUGGGCCAGUCACAUGAUCUGUGUAAGAUACAGUGUGUCAGUCACAUGAUCUGUAUAAGAUACAGUGGGUCAAUCACAUGAUCUGUGUAAGAUACAGUCGACCAGUCACAUGAUCUGUAUAAGAUACAGUGGGCCAGUCACAUGAUUAGACAAUGACAAUUGAGUAAAUAGUUGGCUGGACUACUUCCAUAUAUGGUUCUGGUACACUCUAUCCUUUCAGUCAUAAGGGCCCACUGCUUUUUAUAAGGCUGUUUGUUAAAUAUCUUUUAGCACAUUAAAAUAGACAUCAGUCUUAAAGGAGAAAUAAAGCUGUUUGUUAAAUAUCUUAAUAUAAACUUUAUAGUAAUAGAACCCAUCAUUCUUAAAGGAGAACUCUAGCUGUUGGCAUUUUAUUGAAUAAUGCAUUUAUUUAAUUAUGUACUAUCAGUCUCAAAAAUGUAAAACCGAAAGUAGAAACCAUUUCAACUUUAAAUAGCAGAUAUUGACACCAGCCGUCUCAGUUAUUUAGAUGGUUAGCGUCUUUAUUCGUUAAUUAUAGUUGAAAUGAUUUGUUACUUUGCUUUGUGUAUUUUUGAAUAGAAACGAUUGGUAAUGACUGCGGUUUUCCUUUAAUGAACUACCGAAAUUUAUUAAUUGGAAAAUGAAUAAGAAAAAUAGUGCUAUCAUUUUUCACUUUUUUUUAUUUCAUACUGGGUUAUAAAAAUUCAUUUUAAAUUCUCCAUUCCAUUGUAAAAAUUGGCAGUUAGAAAUUAUUUUAAACUUGUAAUUUUUUUUUUAUGUUUUUUUUUGCCAGCUUUACAUUAUUAUAAGUUUGUAAAUAUUAAAAUUGUGUAUAUUUAAGAUGUCCAGUUUUGUGUAUUGUUGGAAAGUGGGAUAUUUAACAUAUUAUUUUAUUAAAUUGUGUCUUUUUCUUUUUGUGUAGGUGUCAAAUUGUAAAAUAUAGUCUCUUAUUUAUCUUUUCAUUUCUCAAUCGCUAGAAUACAUUUUUUUUUUAAAAAGAAAUCUAGGUGAAUUAUUAAGCUGCUAUUUAUGGCUAGUUUCAUCUGUUCAAUUUCUAGCUUAAUUCUUAUGAAAAACUAUUUUGUUUGUCUGCCAGAGGAGAGACACAUAUAGUUAUAUAUUUGAUGUUGAGGGAAUCAACCGUAGGCCCGUAGUCCCCCCCCCCCCCCCGAAAAAAAGUUUCCCGACCAUAGCUCUAAAAUACCUACUGUAGACUGUGUCGGGUGUGCCCCCCCCCCCUAAAAACCUCACUGCCCCUCCGAAGCUAGCAAGCUGGCUACGGGCCUGAUCAAGGGAUAUAUUUUGUGUGUACUAUAAACAAUUAUAUUAUAACUAAUUAAAUGUGUCUCAGAAGACAGAAAAAUGCCAAAAAAUAAAAAGGUUUGGUACUUAGAUUUUAUGUCUUGUAGUUCAAAAAUAAAUAGUCUCGAUUAUCUAGUCUGUUGGUUUAAAUCUAAUGUCAUGUUUGCAAGGGGUAGAUAAUUUUGUUUGAUUUUGUAAACCUGCUUGUCUUCUUUAAACCCUGUUUGUUGCAGCUUUUUCCAUGGAAAAAAAAUCACCAAAUAUAUUUUAGACCUUUGACCAUAUCAGAAAAUUUAGAUUUUAUUUUGUCGAGUAGAAAGAAAACUGUCCGAGAAUGAGUAGUCUUGCUUCUCGACCAGAUGCAGGAAUAUGUAAAAUACAGAAUAUAGGAAAAUGUUGUAAAAAAUUCUCUACUUGUAUCAAUAUUUGUAGAAAAUAUGAAAUGGCUAGGUCUCUUUGAUUUGGUUGACAAUAAAAUUGUUGAUUUGUUUUGAAUACAAUUCAAAGGACUUGUCUUCAUUGGAGCAGAAGAUUAGGACGUUAAUCCCCAUUUUAUUUCAUUUCACAAUUUAAAGGCAUGGUAAAGAUAGAAUCCAAAAACUGUCAGUGUAAAGGACCUGUCUUUAUUAGCCUGACGUCAUAGGGUCAAAAGCCGCUCGCUUUACCCCUGAUGCGACCUACCACUACAACUGGUUAUAGAUCUUUAUGUAGUGCAGGUCAUCGAAAGUAUAUAAAAAACCAAACGAAAUAGAGGGUUAGUUAUCCUAUAGUUGUCAUCUAUGAGUUUCUUCCUAAUCUAAAACUGCUGGCCGUCAUUUCAGGAAUUUCUUUCCAAAUGCAAUAUUGUGAAGGCUGAGUCCCUAAAUAUUCAUUGAAUUUCUUUCCAACUUACUUCAAUUUUGUGAAAGCUGGGUCCAAAAAAGGAAUAUCAGUACAAAAAUAUUCAGUAUUUACAAAGAUAUGAAGAACUGAAUAUUUUGCAAAACAUUCUGCGUUCUCUGCCGACAAUGUUUGGGCAAAAUAUACUAAUGUCCAAAAGAAAGUAUACACACUAAAAAUAUGACUAAGUUUUGUUUAAAUUAAAAAAUGUGAUAAAACUACACUGAACAUGUCUCGUGCGUCCAAACUCAGUAUUUCUAAGCAAAUAAAUGGCAAAACAAAUUGACAUGGUACCCAAAUACCGCAUACAAUGGAAAAAUGCACAGCGUAUACUUUCUUUUGAACAUUAGUACAUUUUGAUCGGCCGCCAUUUUUUGUAAUCGGAUUGAAUCCAAUCUCGGAGAUUAUCUGCUGUUGAUAUCUUGGUUGCCUUAAUUAAAUGUCAAAUAGUCGAAUUCAGUAGAUUUUUAGCGCCGGAUUAAAUUUUGUUCGAAAAAUGCAAAUGACGAUCCGUGACUUUAGAAGGUAAAUGUAGUUAUAUGAUUAUAUUGUAAAAAUAGAAUAAAGUAAAUUAUUUUAUUGUUGAUGGAGAUCUAAAACUUUUAUAAAUAAAUCUUCUUUAUUAUUAUAA
This is a messenger RNA of Patella vulgata (common limpet), 7396 nucleotides long. RefSeq names its product nucleobindin-2. The record is from RefSeq and is a predicted model, not a curated record. Gene Ontology annotation, cellular component: endoplasmic reticulum-Golgi intermediate compartment; extracellular exosome. Bases 125 to 1867 code for a protein of 580 amino acids. Gene Ontology annotation, molecular function: calcium ion binding. The transcript has 14 exons. Lineage: Eukaryota; Metazoa; Mollusca; Gastropoda; Patellidae.